Molecule: messenger RNA, 1888 nt
Organism: Anopheles cruzii
Lineage: Eukaryota; Metazoa; Arthropoda; Insecta; Diptera; Culicidae
Product: feline leukemia virus subgroup C receptor-related protein 2-like
Exons: 3
Coding region: 1-1695 (564 amino acids)
Biological process (GO): transmembrane transport; heme export
Cellular component (GO): membrane
Molecular function (GO): heme transmembrane transporter activity; heme binding
Source: RefSeq, a predicted model, not a curated record
AUGCAUUCGCCGAAGAAUUUGAACGAAAGUAGUUUCCUGGUGCGCUCACCCAACAAGUCGGCUGCCGCACUCACUGGACUGGAUCGAAAGAAAUCGAUAUCGACCCCCAUAAUUCCGUUGCAGAAUGAAAAUUUUCUGUGCGUGCCGAAGCUGACUUCUCACGGAGUGUUUCACAAGCAUACCGAGAUUGUCCAGGAAGUGUCCUACAACGAUAUCACCAUCCACACGGAGGUUCAGCGGACGUACAAUACGAUCAUCAAGAGUGCCUCCCAAUCGACGCUGACCAUUCCGGAAAAUUAUAGCUUCACGUCGGUUCAAAUACAAAUCUACAGACGGCGGUGGUUUCUCCUGGUCCUAACGGUUCUGAGCAUCGCAUCGUCGUACCUGCAAUGGAUUCAGUACAGCGUCGUGGCCAACAUAAUGGCGAAAUAUUACAAUAUUUCGGCGACCUGGAUAGACUGCACCUCGAUGGUUUUCAUGGUUAUCUACAUUGUAACAGUAUUCCCCAUUUCGUACGUUAUGGACGUGCGUAACAUGAGACAGUCGGCCGUGAUUGGGACCGUGGGCACGGCACUCGGCGCGUGGGUAAAAGUGUUUUCCGCCGAUCCGUCUCAAUUCACAGUGGUCCUCCUGGGCCAAACGGUAUCGGCGAUCGCGCAGGUAUUCCUGCUCAGCAUUCCGUCGCGCCUAUCUGCAACCUGGUUUUCGCCGGAAGAAGCGUCGUCGGUGUGUGCGUUCGGAGUGUUCGGUGCUCAGCUUGGGAUUGCCAUUGCCUUUUUCCUCACCCCAAUGGUCAUUGUCAAUAACGACGAUCCCGCUGCAAUCGGUGUAGAUCUGCAGGUGUUUCUGAUGGGCGUAGCCGGAUUUUCAACCAUGAUUGCCUGUAUGGUGAUUGCCAUCUUUAAAUCGGAACCACCGUUCGCACCCAGCCACGUGCAGGCUCUCCAGCGGACAAUGAAACCACGGCGCAAAGACUACUGGCCAUCGGUGGCGCGGCUGAUGAGGGAUCACAAUUACCUCAUCCUGGUGCUUGCCUACGGCAUCAACGUUGGGCUGUUUAAUGCAUUCUCGACACUGUUGAACCAAAUUGUACUUAACUACUUCCCGGACAGCGCGUCCGACGCUGGGCGCGUCGGUUUGGCGCUGAUUGUGCUGGGACUGAUCGGAUCGAUGGUGUUUGGCUACCUUCUGGACACCAGCCACAAGUACAAGGCGACGGCUGUGUGGGUGUGUCGAUUGUCGGCCGUCACAAUGGUCAUUUUCGCUCUGGCCCUGCAGAGUCGCUCCAAAAAACUAUUGGCCGUUGCUUCCGUGUUCCUCGGAUUUUUUAUGACAGGAUUCCAGCCGAUUGGGUACGAGUUUGCGGCGGAACUCACGUUUCCCGAGCCGGAUGGUCCCGUGAUGGGGAUUCUUAACAUAUCGACGCAAAUUUUCGGAAUCAUCAUAACUCUCCUGAUUUCUGGCAUUCAAAGCACAUUGGGAGACUUUGUAGGAAAUAUUGUGUUUGCCGCGUUUCUAGUGCUGGAUGGAAGCAUCAUAGCGCUGAUUAAAUCGGACUUGCGCCGAUACAACACGCACCUGGAGAUAGAGAACGAGGCAGCGAGAGAAUUCGCGGAGGACGCCAGCGUGCGAUAUGGAGAUAUCUCAAACUAUGACGACGCACCAUUGAAACUUAAAAUAGAUGGCUCCGACUGAUAACGAUCCACUCCAAGGAUAGAACUAAACUAGUGCACAGAUCUGGAGGGGGUAAAGUAAGAUGCUAAGUUUAAAUGAUGCAUAGGGGAGACUACGGUAGUGUGGCUCUGCAGGGGAGUUCUUCAGUGUGCCACGAAUUGUAUUCGUUAAUAUUUUCAUGGCUUUAUUUUCUGUUUCCGGAAUGAUUUACACU